AUGUUUCGUACCUAUGCUAUUGCGAUUCUGGGCAUAAUUUGUGUUGAGUCCUUACUAAUUUUCAUUUGCAACGCUUUCACCAUAUUCGUGUUUUGGAAAAACCGUAACAAACUAAAGAGAACCACAUUUCUUCUCAUAAACUUAGCUGUGGCAGAUCUUCUUGUCGGACUCAUCCAGUUGAUAUCAACAGGUGCGUAUAACACUAUACUUCAAAUCCAAACAAACAGCACACGAGCUGGCAUUGAAUCAGAAGAAUGGAUUUGGGCUGUGCCUCAAGUAUUGUCACCGUAUGCAUCAAUAUUUUUCCUUGUGCUCAUCUCACUGGAACGUGCAUAUGCUCUGAUAUGGCCGUUACGACAUCGAGUAGCAAGUAUCAAAGGCUAUAUUUACAGCGCUAUCUUUGUGUGGGCUUCUGCCAUAGCUCUUCAGACAUUGUCUUUGCUUGUUAUGUACAGUAAAAUUCUGAAUUUUGAUCACUUGAUAAUCGCAUUAUCUUGUAUAUCGGCUUUAUUCCUGAUUACAAUUUGUGCGUGCUAUUUGACAAUGCGAGCUAAACUCAGUUCCAUUGGAUUGGCUGCAGUUGCGGGCAAGGGAAAUUCACUAGAACAGAACAAGAAACUCUCCCGGGCGUUUUUCACUGUGACAGCUGCCUCUCUUGUCUGUUGGGCUCCAAGUAGUGUCGGUUACUUUAUUUUCCAUCUGAGUUCCAAGAGAUGUCCGAUGGCAGUUGUUCACAGUUUUUACAUUUUUUAUUUGGGCAAUUCUUUGGUGAAUCCCAUCAUUUAUAGUUUUAAAUUUCCCAUGUUUCGAAAAACUUUACGAAAAAUG
Pocillopora meandrina is the source of this 828-nucleotide messenger RNA. NCBI's taxonomy places the organism in Eukaryota, Metazoa, Cnidaria, Anthozoa, Scleractinia, Pocilloporidae. The record is from the annotation of a GenBank genome assembly.